AUGAGAACUGAGAACCUCACCUCCGUGACAGAAUUCAUCUUGCUGGGACUUACCAACCACCGAAAGACACAGCUGCUGCUCUUUUGUGUAUUCCUUGUCAUAUACUUGCUGACUCUUGUGGGGAAUCUGGUGAUUAUCAUCCUGGUACAAACAAACUCCCAUCUCCACACCCCUAUGUACUUCUUCUUGACUCAUCUCUCAGGCCUGGAGAUCUGUUAUGUCACCAGCACCUUGCCCCAGAUGCUGGCUCAUCUUCUGUCUGGUCAUGGAGCCAUCACCUUCACCCGUUGCAUGCUCCAGAUGUACAUUUCUUUCUUCCUAGGUGGCACUGAAUGCUUUCUGUUAGGUGUCAUGGCCUAUGACCGCUACCUGGCCAUCUGCCGUCCCCUGACAUACGCCAUUCUCAUGAGCAGGUGGCGCUUACUGAAGCUUGCCUCAAUCUCCUGGGGAGUUCCUGUUCUCCUCGCUGUAAUAAAUGUAGGGUGUACCCUGCGUUUCCCCUUCUGUGGUCCCAACCGUGUCAACCACUUCUUCUGUGAACUUCCAGUGGUGAUGAAGCUUGCUUGUGGGGACACUCGGGUUGCAGAAGUCAUCCUUUUUGUGGCAGCUGUGCUCGCUCUACUGGUGCCCCUAUCUGUUAUCUUGACUUCUUAUGGACUCAUUCUGUCCUCCGUGUUACGAAUGCAGUCUACCUCUGGACGCCAUAAGGCUUUCUCUACAUGCGCCUCCCACUUGGUGGUGGUCACCAUGUUCUACGGCACUGUCAUUUCUAUGUACAUGAAGCCCCAAUCAGACUCCUCCCCUGAUCAUGAUAAGAAAAUUGCUGUCUUUUACAUCAUCAUCACCCCUCUCUUGAAUCCUAUCAUAUACACUUUGAGGAACAAGGAUAUUCAUAGGGCAGUGAAGAAAAUGUUGCAUAGAAUGGACUUUGAACAAAAAUACUGA
Eublepharis macularius is the source of this 945-nucleotide messenger RNA. Its product is annotated as olfactory receptor 2G3-like. Gene Ontology annotation, cellular component: membrane. The record is from RefSeq and is a predicted model, not a curated record. The coding region runs from base 1 to 945 and encodes 314 amino acids. Gene Ontology annotation, biological process: G protein-coupled receptor signaling pathway. Gene Ontology annotation, molecular function: olfactory receptor activity; G protein-coupled receptor activity. NCBI's taxonomy places the organism in Eukaryota, Metazoa, Chordata, Lepidosauria, Squamata, Eublepharidae. The transcript has a single exon.